GGAAGAAGCCGGUGCACAGUGGAUGAAGAUCGUGAACCACCCAUUCACUGACGCGAUUGCGAAUGGAUCCAUCGGCAAAGAGGCCAUGAAGUUCUACUUGAUUCAGGACCACCGAUUCCUUGACAACUUUGUGAUUCUGCUUGCUUCGAUGGUUGCAAAUGCACCGAGUCUGAAGGACAGAAUCCCUGGCUGCCAGUUUCUUGGACUGAUCACGGGAAAGGAGAACACGUACUUUGAGAGAUCUCUUGAAGCACUUGGAGUGGGCGAAAAGGAGAGAUGCGAAACUCCGAAUUCAUCAGCAACGAACGGCUUCAUGGAGCUGAUGCUGAACACGGCAAGGAGCGGAAAAUACGACGAAAUGCUCUGUUUGCUCGUGGUAGCUGAAUGGAGCUAUCUCUCAUGGGCCGAUCGUGUGAAAGGAGGGAGGCUGUCGGAGCUCCCAUUCUGGUGCAACGAGUGGAUCGAUCUUCAUUGCGGCGAGUAUUUCGAAAGCGUCGUCUCGUACCUUCGAGGCCUUCUCGACAAAGCAGGAGAGACGAUGGACGACGAGAGCUACGCUAGAUGCAAGGCCGCGUUUCUCAGGGCGGUAGAUCUCGAGGUUGAGUUCUUCGAUCAAGCUUGGAGCUUGCACAAGUGAAUCAUUUUCUGCGAGUGAUCUAAAAGGAUUACUGGUCGCUGCUUGUCAGCAACUUGGAAAUGUGAACAUUAA
This is a messenger RNA of Guillardia theta CCMP2712, 709 nucleotides long. RefSeq lists its product as hypothetical. The record is from RefSeq and is a predicted model, not a curated record. The transcript is spliced from 10 exons. The coding region runs from base 23 to 637 and encodes 204 amino acids. NCBI's taxonomy places the organism in Eukaryota, Cryptophyceae, Pyrenomonadales, Geminigeraceae. Gene Ontology annotation, cellular component: cytosol.